This is a messenger RNA of Aureobasidium subglaciale EXF-2481, 2514 nucleotides long. RefSeq lists its product as uncharacterized. The transcript is spliced from 5 exons. The record is from RefSeq and is a predicted model, not a curated record. Bases 456 to 2279 code for a protein of 607 amino acids. Gene Ontology annotation, biological process: regulation of transcription by RNA polymerase II; DNA-templated transcription. Gene Ontology annotation, cellular component: chromatin. NCBI's taxonomy places the organism in Eukaryota, Fungi, Ascomycota, Dothideomycetes, Dothideales, Saccotheciaceae. Gene Ontology annotation, molecular function: zinc ion binding; DNA-binding transcription factor activity, RNA polymerase II-specific; RNA polymerase II cis-regulatory region sequence-specific DNA binding.
CGAAAGUCUGCGAAGCAUCAAAUAUUCACAUUUUAUCUUUCCAUGUCUGCUGAAGCGCAGCAACUUGACCCGCCUGUUAAGUGCUAGCUCUCUACCAUCGACAUCAGCUCGACGAUGUCCUCAAGUACUCACACCAGGCCGCGAAGUACAAACACGCUGUAGCUGGAUACUGUGUACCUAAAGGCAUUGUCUAAUAGGUUCAAUCGGCGAAACGGUCCGCCCAUCAAGGACUUGCACAUCGUACUAGUUCCAUCAGACGCCUAUCUACCGAGAGAUAGGGCUUGGGGCUCAGCGCGGGGGAAACGAUCCGAAUCUCGGAGGAGCUCCUCCCAUAUGAAAGGCAACACUCCCUCCCGACCUGGUCAGCAUCUGGCAACAUCUUCAUUUCGACAUUGGACCGUGCUGCCCCAUACCCCAGUCUCUCACGCCAUUCGGACGCAAUUACAAAUUAGUCAAUGGAGGAACGCGUCUUGCAGCCAUUUCAAUGCGUGACAUGCAAGUCCAGAUUUACACGCCAUGAAAACCUGAAGCGACACCUGCUAUUGCAUCGUGCCUCAAACGGUAGUACUAAGCAUCCGUGCUUCUACUGCGACAGACUAUUCUCCCGAAGAGAUCUGAGGAAGCGUCACAUCAAGAAGCAACAUCCACAAUGUGACACUGAUCCCGACCGAGGCCAUGACGAGAAUGUCAACGCAGUGUCAACGAGUACCUCGGCGGAGCCUAUAGAUCUCCUCAGUCACAUCGAGACACAUCAAAAAGAGACUGAAUGUCCUGGACCCAAUCAUGACCCAGUAUAUCCUCGAACCCCUUCUUUGUCUGGCGAUGAUCUCGCACAUAUAGACAUCGCGGAGAGAGAUCCUACGAUACCGUGGACUAAUAAUGCCUGUUUGUCGCCGAAUAAAAACCCACCAUCCUCCUCGAUGUCUCAGGCCCCAACGAGGACGAUCCUUGCGGAGACUCUGCUUCCUGCAACAAUACAGAGAGGCGUAGAGCUCUUCUUCAUACACGUGUCACCUUAUCUUCCAUUCAUUCACCAGCACACCUUUGAUACUGUCAAUGUACCCGAGGCUUUGUUGAUGGGUAUGCUCAGUGUCAGCCUCCAAUUUGAGUCCGAGCAAGAGAAAGAUUCCAAGAUGUCAGCUCUUGCGUUUUCACGUGGACGAGAGCUCCUCGGUCAGAUGAAUGACUCUGAGGAGCCACUUUUUGCGAUGAAUAUACACACUGUGCAGGCCUACAUUCUGUUAGAGAUGCACGCUGCCAUGUACUCCGGAGGUCUAAGUACAACUAUCGGGUUACAGAUGCAUCACAAAUCGGUCGAGCUUGUGCGACGCUAUGGUCUGACCGAGCCUCUCACGGUUCACUCGGGGAGAACAGAAGACUUGGAUGCACUCUGGAGACAGUUCAUACGCAGCGAGAGUCACAAAAGGACACUAUAUACGGUCAAUCAGCUCGAUGUCUAUUGGUACGACACGCUGUCACAGCCUCGACUGCUAUCCCAUCUUGAGAUCAAGCAUGAUCUUCCUUGCUCCGAGCAGGUCUGGUCAUGCUCAUCCUCAACUGCUUGGGCUCAUCAAGCGCUCACGCAGAGAACCUCGGCAUCGCCCAAAUAUCUCACAGCCAUACAAGAAUGUCUUUCGUCCAGCGUCACAUUCGACGUCUCUGCCUUGGAGCCCUACAGCGCUUUGAUCGUCCUCUUGUUCUUGUUGAGCAGUGCGCGCGAACUUUCCGGAUGGACGACUAUGACGGGCCGGCUUUGCUUUGAGAGAUUUGAUGCUCUUAAUGCAAGUCUUCUGGCGUUUGAGCCUUUGGUCGACAAAUUCGCAGAUGAUGAUCCGAUGGCGGUUCUGAUGAAGUCAACAUGGCAUAUGGUGAUGAUUGAACUGUUACACUGGUCACAUACCCAUACGAAUGGAGUCGUUGAAGGCAGUCUUGACGCCGCGUUUGCAGCAGCUACCCAUCUCAGCAUGACUCAGGAGAUUUCGCCAUCUCUUGAAGCCAUAGCUUCACUAGAGCCGCAUAUCAAUUACUUCCUCUCACUUCUUAGCUGUGAGCACGAGGUUUAUAACGAGGCGCCUUGGGUGACAAUUUUUGCUUUCAAAGCUGCUUUGAUCGGUUGGCAGCUCUUCUCCGCAGAUUGCUGGAAACCUGCAGAUUUCAUUGGAGCUGGUGACAAGUGGGACAUGUACCAAUGGAUGGACACUGUAUUUGAUCGAAGGAAGAAUUGGUGCGUUGGUAGACUUGUGACGAACAGUUUGAAAGAGCUAGAGGCUGUAUCAUGAGUAAUUCACCUUCUACGCCAACCAAUUGGGGAAGUAAAUUAUGUCGUUGUUUCCUAUCAUCCAAUUUCAAUUCCAUUGCGCUAUAUAACCCUCCUAUAACCCUCCUAUACCCGAGUGGACUCAAUCCAUAUCUUUCGAAGCCAUUCAAUCUCAAGGCCUAGAGACCUUCAUAACGCCAGCCCAUCUGCAGUUGCUGCUGCGUGAUACCAUGCCUCAUAGCCUUCUGUGCAACCUC